CUACUUGAGAUGGCUUGCAAUGCCUAAGAACCCAUGACAAACAUGGGGGAGCGGCUGGCAGAAUCUCGGCUUGUAGAGGAUACAGUCCCGCCUGGCCAUCAAAGCGUAUGGGGAUCUUGGUAUGAUGUGGGCACCAAUUCCUGGGGCUUUGCAUGCUGCAAGACUACCAGCCCAAAGGCCCCGCCCUGUUGUCGCAUUGAGUCAGACGCUGAGGCUGGAGGAUCGAGGCCCAGCCGCGGGUCAGAUGUCGAGGUCCACAUGGAAAGCUACACGGCGUGGCGCUCUCGCCAGGACUUUGAGACAUCAGAAGGCUUCAUUGUUCACGCAACCAAGCACUUGGCAAGCCAGUGGCUUCAGUGGCUGCGCGACGGGUCACUGACCAAGCAAGCGCAUCUUCUUGAGCCCGACGCUCGAAAAGUUCUUCUGUCCGAGCAAGCAGCCAGAGGAGCUGUCGAGCAAGUGCGCCAAUUCUGUCAACGGUUGGGCAACCGGGGGCCAUCAGAGCUCACAAAGCCAUUGGAGGAGUUCUGCAGCUGCAUUGGGGCUCGAGAGUAUGCGAAGGCCAGCAAGGCCUACAUGGACAUAGUGAUGGGAGCCAGAAAGUGGCAAGGUGAUGUGCCCUAUUUGGUAGAGGCAGCGCUCCUUUCCCACAGUUGGAAGUAUCUUGUUUGUUUGUUUGUUUGUAUUUUGUUUGUUUGUUUGUUUGUUUGUUUGUUUGUUUGUUUGUUGUUGUUGCUGUUGUUUUUUUGAGGGGGGGUGCGGCAGGGCAACCGCAAUGGCCCCUCAGUGGUGCAGAAUGUGGCAGAGAGGCUCAACAAGCAAAAUUCGGUUUUUUGGCCGAACUAGUGAAGGACAGACCAGUCACAAUAUUUGUUGUUUGCCAAGAAUCCGCUGGACGAAGCUGGAAUCCGUGAUCACGCCGUGCUGCUGCGACGCCUUUUAAAGGUUUGCCAGGCGCGGCCUGUUGCUUGACCCAGUUGAUGUGUUCCACCCGCCCGUCCAAAAAUGCUACUGCGGACGGAUGACAUCCUGCACCUUUGGGCCAUUGUUGAGCAUGUUCUGCCAGGCAGUGCUGCCAAAUGAGGACCCGUCCAAGAACUGUGGAUGACGAAUGAUACGUGUGGC
This is a messenger RNA of Effrenium voratum, 1125 nucleotides long. NCBI's taxonomy places the organism in Eukaryota, Dinophyceae, Suessiales, Symbiodiniaceae. The record is from the annotation of a GenBank genome assembly.